UCAAGUCAAACACGACCACCGACAAGAACCAAAGCCUCCGGCCACUGUCGAGUCCGACUCGACGAUGACCUUGGGCCGUUGUCGAGUUCGACUCGAUGAUGACCACAGGCCGUUGUCGAGUUCGACUCGACGAUGACGACAGGCCAAUGUCGAGUCCGACUCGACGAUGACCCCGGGCCAUUGUCGAGUUCGACUCGACGAAGACCACAGGCCAUUAUCGAGUCCGACUCGACGAUGAGCCCGGACAAUGUCGAGUCCGACUCGACGAUGACCCCGGGCCAUCGUCGGGUCGGUCUCGACAAUGUCGAGUCCAACUCGACGGCCUCGGUUCAUCGUCGGGUCGGUCUUGAUAAUGGCGCGACGAAAUCGUCGACAGCCUGGGGUCAUCGUCGUGUCGGACUCGACAGUGGCCGGAGGCUUUGGCGCGUGCCAACCGUCGUGUUCGACUCGACGACGCCGUACUGGCCACUGUCGACUUCGACUCGACGACGCCCCAUUAUCGAGUCGGACUCGACAAUGGCCCGUGGCUUUGGCGCUUGCCGCCCUCGUUUUGGACUCGAUGGCCCCCUGCUGGCCACUGUCGACUUCGACUCGACGACGCCCUACAGUCCCAUCGUCGAGUUCAGCUCGACGACGGUGGGCUGGCCAUUGUCGUGUCCGACUCGACAAUGGUCAAAGGCGUUGGAGCUGGCCGGCUAUCGACUUCGACUUGACAGUGGCCAGCCGGCCCUUGUCGAGACGAGCUCUACGAACUCGACCUUCGGCAAGCGCCAAGGCCUCUGGCCAUCCCCCGAUCGAGUCGAACUGUCGCGCUGGCCCGCCACGUUCGAGUCGAACUCGAUCGAGUCGACCUCCACCGACUCCAGCUCCAUCGAGUCGACCUCGAUCGAGUCCAACACGAUCGAGUCCAACACGAUCGAGUCGAACACGAUGGUGUCGAACACGAUCGCCUGGACUCACGAUCGGAUCGAACACGAUUGCCUGGACUCACGUUCGCCUGGACUCACGUUCGAGUCGAACACGAUCGCCUGGACUCCCGAUCGAGUCGAACACGAUCGCCAGGACUCACGAUCGACUCGAACACGAUCGAGUGGAACACGAUCGAGUCGAACACGAUGGAGUCAAACACGAUCGCCUGAACUCACGAUCGGAUCGAACACGAUCGUCUGGACUCAUGAUCGUCUGGACUCACGUUCGAGUCAAACACGAUCGCCUGGACUCGCGAUCGAGUCGAACACGAUCGCCAGGACUCACGAUCGAGUCGAACACGAUCGCCUGGACUCACGAUCGAGUCGAACACGAUCGCCUGGACUCACGAUUGACUCGAACACGAUCGCCUGGAAUCACGAUCGCCUGGACUCACGAUCGCCUGGAGUCAGGUUCGAGUCGGAAACGACCGUGUUGAAUACGACACGCACACGAGCGUCUGGACUUACGGUCGAGUUCAAUUCGGCAGCGCCGCAAAACAUGGAAGGAGAGGGGAAGGCAAGUAAACGACGAGCAAGUAAGAAUUCUGGGAGCAUGGAACAAUCUCCGAAAAAAUUGAAGGGGACGCCGGCCGCUGGGGUUUGGAGUCAGGAGGCACCGGGGUCUAAGCGGCAAUGCACCCCGGUUCCGAGGGGUGCACCUUCCACGGGCACUCCGUCGACUCAUGUUCGGGGCUCUGGACCGGAUAAGGCUGUGUUGAUGACUGGCGGGCCUGCGGGUCAGGAACGUAUGUCUGGUUCGCAGCAGGGGAGAUCUGCAGUGGAGGUUGUGCCCGGAUGUAAACCUUCUGGAGAACGUAGACCAUCUUUCGAACGUAAAGCGUCUGGUGAAACGACUGCUGCGGGUCGGCGAGACGAUGUGCCCGUGAUUGACCACAAGAACAAGUUCUGGAUGCUGGACUGGGUGGGGGAGACCGGACAACCAUCGAGUGGCCUUGUUCUGUACGUGGUCAUCAAAGACAAUAUUGUGCCGGUUGGGGGCCUUGUGAGGUGGACUGGACAAAAUGUGUCGUCUGCAACUUUCGAGUUGACGAUGGUCCUGAAUGGAAGAGGGGAAAGAAUACCAAACAUUAAACACGUCGCUCUUCGAUGGGCCAACCACGCGGGGUUCGGAAAGUCGCUGGUUGAUGUGUUCAACCCACCAGGGACAUUGACAGUGAAGUUGCCUAACCUCGUUGAUGUCCUCGGGUUUCUUGACAGUAAUGUGAUCGCGGGCAGAGAGCCAGUUGUGCAUCCAGAGGACCGCAUAUCAGAGCCUAAAUGCGUGUUUUUGAAAACCGUGGAGACAGGGUCUUCGAUCACGAUCCCCGAUACGCUGCCUGGUCCGAAAGCUCGGCAGAUCGGAGAGAAGGGUCCGUACUGCGGACUGGUUGGACAGGAUGAAGACAAUGAGCACACUAUGAGAGAAUUGGGUGGGGAGGUUGGUCUGGCAGGAGGAUAUGGGAGCAGCUACGAAGGAUGUGAGGGGGAUGUGCACGCGACAGUGGUUGUGGCUGGGCAUACAGAUGUUGCAGGGCUCGCUGAGGGAAAGAGGAAGCACAGGCGAGAGAGGAAAAGUCCAGCGAACACGGGAGACUGAGGCAAUAAAUGGAGGCGGUCCAGCGAACACGGGAGACUGAGGCAAUCGCGAAGAAAAAGCAGCAGCCAAAGAAAAGAAAGGCAAAAGGUGGUGUCAUGGAAAAGACUUCCGUUUUUCCAGCGGAACAACCRCAAUCGGAUGAAGAGGCCAAAGGCAAGACAGUUACUAGGCCGCCAAGUUUGAGAAAUGUGCCAUCAGUGACUUCUUCUGGUGUUCUCAGCAAAGGCUUCUUCCUUGAGUUGGACGAGCGUGGGAAUCAAUGUCCAGACAUGGA
Chara braunii is the source of this 2839-nucleotide messenger RNA. NCBI's taxonomy places the organism in Eukaryota, Viridiplantae, Streptophyta, Charophyceae, Charales, Characeae. The record is from the annotation of a GenBank genome assembly.